AACUAACUUCCUGAAUGCUGAGCUCAGCACGCUCAGCUGAUCUUCCAUCAGGGCCAUUCUUCAACGGUUCCAAGUCGUCGAAUAUCUCUCGUUCGAGAUGGACAACACUGCAGUGAACAUCGUUGGAGGAGGCGAAGAUGAGAUGCGACAGAAGGUGUGCGACACAAUCGCCGCUCGGGCCAAGGAGGCCGCGGCGAGUCGCGGGCAGUUCACGAUCGGUUUCUCUGGCGGCAGCGCUGCUAAGAUGGUGUGCUCGGGGCUCCGCAGCCGCAAGGACGUAGAGUGGGGCAAGUGGCACGUGUUCACCUGCGACGAGCGCCACGUCCAGCUCUCAGAUCCCGACUCCAACAUCGCCUACGUCCAGCGUGAGCUCCUCGACCACGUGGGCGUCCCUUCCAGCAACGUCUACCCCAUCGACCCGUCCGUGGACGUGAGCGCGGCCGCGGAAGACUACGUUGCCAAGCUGAGGAAAGUGUUCCCGGACAAGAGCCAGGUUCCGAAGUUCGACUUUCUCAUCCUGGGGAUGGGUCCUGACGGACACACGUGCUCUCUCUUCCCCGGCCAUCCCGGACUGGAGGAAAUGAAGAGAUUGGUCAUUCCCAUCACCGACAGCCCCAAGCCACCACCAAACAGGAUCACACUCACCUACCCCGUGCUCAACAAUGCUAGGUGUGUUGUGGUGAUAGGCACAGGGUCCAGCAAGGCUGACGUCAUCAAGAAGUGUCUGGAGCCGGACCCUGGCUCAGAGGAGCCGGCCCUGCCAAUUGCCCGAGUGUUCCCUCACACAGGAGAGCUCAUCUGGUUCUUGGAUACUGCCUCCGCCAGCAAGCUGAGCAAGACAAACGCCUGAGACUCGAUCCCUGUUCUCAAAUGAGAAAUGACAAUUUUUGUAUGAAAAUUCUUUGUAAGAUUUGCUGUAAGCAUAACGGCUGCACAAAUCGUAUGGCAAUGGACAGUUUCUUGGAUAUUAUAGUGUACCAGA
This is a messenger RNA of Geodia barretti, 982 nucleotides long. Lineage: Eukaryota; Metazoa; Porifera; Demospongiae; Tetractinellida; Geodiidae. The record is from the annotation of a GenBank genome assembly.